Molecule: messenger RNA, 699 nt
Organism: Peronospora farinosa
Lineage: Eukaryota; Oomycota; Peronosporomycetes; Peronosporales; Peronosporaceae
Source: the annotation of a GenBank genome assembly
AUGGACUCUUCGAGAUAUUUUCCUGAUCACUUGCACAUUGAACCGGGUGUCGUUGCUGAAUUCGCAAUCAUCACGGGUCUUGUUAUUUGUCUCUAUGGUUUUCGACUGCUUCGAACGAUGAUCUUUGUCUGCGGGGUUCUCGUCACAGGGUUGUUUGUGUCAGUGGCGGUUGAAAAUGCUUUCGGACUAAAGUCUUGGGUGCUCGCAGCUUCAUGGAUUGGGGGUUUUGUCAUUGGUAUCGCCGGAGGUUGCGUUGCACUGGCAUUCUUCCCACUCGGUGUGUUUGUGCUAGGUUCCAUGCUGGCCUACACGUUUACUUCUUCGCUUCCCUAUCGUGUGUUCCCGGGUGAAUCGAGUUACGUCUUGGACGGUGCCGUGGUGCUUAUAGGUGGUAUAUUGGCGUGGCUGCUAGUACGCCCGUUUACUAUUGUCGCUAGCAGUCUCGUGGGUUCUGUCAUAGCCAUUUGGGGCGUCGGCUACUUUGCUGGUAAGUACCCAAGUGGUGAUGACAUUGAGCGUUUUCAUUCACAUCUGACUGGAAGAGGAACAUGGUCGGAAUGGUCAAACAGUGUCGCGAUGCUGGCAAAACGCGUAGUCGGAGCCACAUUGGUCACUACACUGGCUGGCGAUCCAGUCCAAACAUUGUCAUACGCUGAGUUUGAUGCCGAGAAGCGAGCCACGCAAAGUACAGGCCUCUAG